AUGAGUACCCUGAAUAACACUCAGGAUGCCCCCAGCGCACCAAAUUUACGUACACUCCCCAAUGAGACAGGUCUAUCUGUCUGCGGUGACGACUCCGGUGACUACUACACCGUCAUCUACACUCGAGGUCAGCUGGAUCGUGGAGGGGUAUUUGGACAGGGGCAGAUUGAAAGUAUCCCCUUUCGACACAAAUGUAUAUACAAAACACCUGUCGUUGACGGUAAGAUCGAUGUUUUGAACAUGAGCUGGAAAUAUCUCAACCCUGAUCUUGUUGAGUUAAUGAGAGCCGUCUGGAGUCGACACAACAACGGAAAUCUGGAUCUCGGAGCAUUUCGCCGUGAGGCCGGAAAUCUUCUUGUCCUUGCCGGUAAUAUCAUGGAUGAUAUCCCCUUCGCUAUUGAUGCUUAUGGUGGAAUUGAAGGCCCUAACCGCAAUGCCUAUGUCAAGAAGCUGCAUGCAGACGACGAUCGUCUCGCGUGCCAACGACGACGCCACGCCAUGAUUCUAGCUUCUCCCUGGGCAUUAGAUGACGAACAACUACUCGAAGAAAUAAAAGAACAUGAGUAUCUUAUCUCUCAAGUCUCCCAUAAUAUCGAUGCUGACAUGCACAUCGCAUUCCAUAACGUCUUGUUUCACAGACGAGAUGCGGAUCGUCUAGCUCUUCUUCAGCUGGACUGGUCCCUGAUGACUGGCCUUGAGAGCCUUUGUCUUGAUCUUUCAGGGCCCUGGAUCGAUGGUCCCAACGCGGCACUCAAGUCCUUUUGUGUUGAGCUGGGAAGUCAUCUGAAGCUCAAGACACUUGUUGUUCUUGGCCUUCCGGUGCGACAGGAAUACUGUAAGUUGGGCAAGGACUUUUGGGCCAAAACUCUCGAGAACCAGGAGUAUGUCCCGAGCACUGUCGUCAAGAGCCACUCCGAAGACAGUGACGAGAGCAACGAGAGCAACGAGAGUGACGGAAGUGAUGAUGAUCCUGAUGAAGAACUCGUCGGAUUCCCAACAUACAUCUAUUGGUUGAAGGACUGUCUUCAGCCCGGCGGCCAGAUCCAUUUUGUGAUGCAGUAUGAAUCAGAGACGGAGCCGUAA
This is a messenger RNA of Fusarium mangiferae, 1083 nucleotides long. RefSeq lists its product as uncharacterized. Bases 1 to 1083 code for a protein of 360 amino acids. The transcript has 3 exons. Lineage: Eukaryota; Fungi; Ascomycota; Sordariomycetes; Hypocreales; Nectriaceae. The record is from RefSeq and is a predicted model, not a curated record.